AUGACCCGUGCGUCUGCACAGGGAUGCCGUGUGGAGCGUGUUACCCGUACUCCACGAAACCUUGUGCAGCAUCGAUUAAUGACUUGGGAAAAUGUUCCGUAUGUCCGGGGGGUGGAUGUUCCCCGUGUCCCGCUCCAGUCAGACCUUGUCCCGAACCGUGCCCAGCUCUUCCAAUAUUGCCUUCACUGCCACCGUGCCCGCCGUGUGAUAAGCCACCUAGCCCAGUCCCGGCGCCUGGCCUAUUUUGUGACAGUGUCGCUAUUCCAUGUUGCCGACCUAACCGCUGUCGGCCCUGCCCUUGCUAUUCUUGCACAGAGCCAGGAGUAUGUUGUCCAAAGCGUUGCAGUCACCCAGGAGUACCAGUUUGUUGUGGUGCCUGUGGACCAUGUAUGCCUAUAUGGAAACAUAAUAUCUGUUGACUCGAGUGUAAACCCCGGGAUAGUUCGAGGCGAUGCCGAUCAAGUCGCCGCGAUCGCCCUCGCAGAAGUCUCCGCCGCCCUCGACGACGCCGGCGCACACCAUGUUUUCCGUCCCGCUCAUACUGAUGAGAGCCCCAUCCGAGAACAGUCACGGGGAAUCGUCUGCGACGAAAUAGCCGGAGCCGGCGAGGGCGAUGCGGCCGAAGUAAACUUUACCCCCGGGAACGUCAAUUAUCCGACUACGCUUCUGCGAGGCAAUUUGGGUUACAUAAAGAUAAUCAACAGCGGCCAAAAGGACAUAACAUGGGACGCCAGUCAAAUCCUCACGCGGGCAGAGGAUUGCUCAGAGCCAGCCAUAGAUAGCCAGGAUGGCCGAUUGUAA
Leptosia nina is the source of this 801-nucleotide messenger RNA. The record is from the annotation of a GenBank genome assembly. Lineage: Eukaryota; Metazoa; Arthropoda; Insecta; Lepidoptera; Pieridae.